Messenger RNA from Rhagoletis zephyria (snowberry fruit fly), 885 nucleotides. Lineage: Eukaryota; Metazoa; Arthropoda; Insecta; Diptera; Tephritidae. The record is from RefSeq and is a predicted model, not a curated record.
AUGAACCACUCAACAACACUCUACCAUGAACUCUGCAGAAAGCUCUUCCUUGGCGGUCUCAGCUGGGAAACUGACGAGCGCGAUCUGAUGGACUACUUCAACAAGUAUGGCCAGGUGGACAAGGUGACGAUCAAGUACGACAAUGUCACUGGCCGCUCGCGUGGCUUUGGCUUUGUUACCUUUGUAAACAUGGACUCUGUUGAUGCUGUCCUGAACGCCGGCCCGCACUACAUCAAGAACCGCGCUGUCGACCCGAAGCGCCCCAAGGGCAAGACCGGCCUGAAGAAGAUCUUCGUCGGUGGCAUCAACGGUGACCUCAGCAAAGAGGAGAUCAAGAGCUACUUUGAGAAGUUUGGCAAUAUUGAAAACAUCGAACGCCCCUUUGAUCGUCAGCGAAACCGCUCGCGCGACUUCUGCUUCAUCAUCUUUGAGACGGAGGAGGCAGCCGAGUCGGCCAUCUCCAAUCCGAAGCAGGUGAUCGGCGGCAAGGAGUGCGACAUUAAGCUCGCUCACCCGCAGCGAAACCAGGGCGGAGGCAUGGGCGGUGGCCACAUGGGCGGCGGCGGCGGCUUUGGCGGUCCCCGAGGUGGCCGUGGCCCGAGCGGUGGCGGCAACGGUGGCGGCAACACUUUCUUCAAGAACAGCAACCGCAGCGGAGGCGGCGGCGGUGGCGGCAAUGGAAAUGGCGGCGGAAACAACGUCGGCAACAACUGGCGCAACUCUGAUGGGCGCCCGGCGGGCGGUUUCCGCACCGGUGGCCACGAUGACGGGCGCGGCUUCUCUGAGACGCAGUUCCUCACCAACAUGGACACCAUGCCGAACAAUGGCUACGGCUACAAGAACAGCGGCUACAACAACAACUUCUUUCCCAACUACUGGAACUAA